Molecule: messenger RNA, 1199 nt
Organism: Pyrus x bretschneideri (Chinese white pear)
Lineage: Eukaryota; Viridiplantae; Streptophyta; Magnoliopsida; Rosales; Rosaceae
Exons: 4
Coding region: 480-662 (60 amino acids)
Source: RefSeq, a predicted model, not a curated record
UUAAUUAUACACAAAUUAAAAAUAUUCAUUAAUAAAAAAGAAAUAAAAAUCUCUAGAUUUGACUCUCCCACAAAACUCCACCACCUCUCCGGAAAAAAAAUUGCGUCUCCUCCUAGUGCUCGUUCGCCUCUUUGAAAGCAAGCAAUCCAUUUCUCAUCAAUCGAGAAGAAGAGCAGUUUCCAAUUCUUCCACUCUCUCUCUCUGUCGCAGUCCCACCACAGUCUCGGUCUCAGUCUCACGGUUGGGGGCAGCUCGGCAGGAAAUUCCAACUUCCAACCCAAAACCAAUCUUGAUUUCCUUCCAAAUUUACAGAAGACAAUGUUGUUCUUCCGCUAUAAGAUUUCGGAUUUGAAACCUAAAAACCGCCAAUCUAGUUAACACCUGCAACUGCAAGUUGAUAAAUGUUGCUGUGCUAUUCGGUUUUCGGUGUUGGCUGGAUUCUUCGAUUUGAGCUAAAAAUAUCUUGAUACUAAAGAAAGAUGCCGCAUAGAACUCGGCCAAUGACUGCGCUCUUGGUGUUUACUGGACUGAACAUUGUACUAGUUUCAACCAUUACUCCAGUCUAUGAUUUCAUCUGCUUCCUUCCGUACUGGGAAAGGCGGAGAGAACGGCGUCGUCAGGAACGUGAAGCUACCUUAGCAAAUAGUCCUACAUCAAGAUAGAAGUAUGUAGGAGGUCAAACGUCUUGAGUUACAGGUUUUAUGCUUUUCUAAAAUUUAAUGCAGUUCGAGGUGUUCUAUUUAUGCUAAGAUUUUAGUAAACAGAGAUAAGGUAUAUGAUUCUUUAGGAUGCCUACGUUACGGAUGUUAUCUCUGUAUAUCUUAUCUUGUAAUUUUGAAAUAUGUUUGGAUACGACCUCAAAGAUUUGUAGGCGAUCACAGUUCAUGUGAUGUAGAUUUGAAAUGGAUGCACUGGAUGAGGCUUUGAUAUUGCAAGGCCAAAUGCGCAGAAUACGGUGGAAUGCUUUUUAUUAUAUGUACUCUAUGCAUACUGCGACGUAUUAGUCCUUGGGCUUUACAGAGAUUUGAUUUGACUUUGUAUUAGGGUAUUUUUGGCAUUUACACAUUAGGGUUUGUUAGGUUUAUAUCGCUACAAAUAUAGCUUGAAAUUAGUUUAAGAAACAACUCAGUCACAAAGUAGCUUUUCGGUUCGUGAAGCUUUCUUGGCAAUUCUGUUUAAUAAACUUUUAUAUUAUGUUA